AUGAAUGGUCUUGGAGAUCCUGUCGAUGGCUCGGGGACUAUCGAUCCUGCGAACUUGAGCAACUCUGUAUCUGUUGUCCAGCCAGCCCAAUCCUAUCUAAAUACAAGUCCCCGUGGUGUCAAGCGUAGUCGCACUCCAGAACACAGCGGGAAUGGACAUGCGGAAGGAGAACUGGAUGAUGAUGAACAAAGUCGUCGCAAGCGCGGUCGUCCCCCAAAGACUCCUCGCGCAGGCUCCAGUGAACAACCUGUCGCGAACACACCCACUCAAACACCCCAAAUGCAAUCUCGCCCACUGCCGCAGGCAAACGCCGGGUCGCCGCCUCUUGCAUCACCUCCGGAAAAUAAGACUACCCCAUCAAAGUCGCAGGUUAAAGCGCUACCCACCGUGAGGGAUCAUACGUCCGACCAACUGAAUCCAGAAGGCGAUGAGUACAUUCCAAAAGAGUUUGAUGAGGCAGGAGAGACAAAGGCAGACCCUAUGGGAUACCCACUUGGUGGCCGCGAAUACAAAUGCCGGACAUUCCGCGUUCCCCUCCGCGGUAACAAACUGUUCAUGCUUGCAACCGAAUGCGCGAGGGUACUGAACUAUCGAGAUUCAUAUCUUUUGUUCAACAAAAACCGGUCCUUGCAUAAGAUCAUCGCAUCCCAGAUUGAGAAGGACGACCUCAUCCAGCAAGAUAUUCUCCCAUAUUCUUAUCGGUCCCGUCAAAUCGCCAUCGUUUCCGCCAGAUCCAUGUUCCGACAGUUUGGGAGCCGGGUGAUCGUAAAUGGCCGUCGGGUUCGGGAUGAUUAUUGGGAGAGCAAGGCUAGGAAACAGGGUUUCACAGAGGAUGACCUGGCGGGCGAGAAGCGUCCUGGUGCGGCCAAGACUCGCGAUGGCUCGACCACAGAGCCUGCAACCAACCUGUUACCGGCACUUCCCCACAACGAUGUUGUUUACAGCAGUACUAUCGAACCGCUACCUCCUGGACUUUCUCUUGAUACUAGUGACGCUUCUGCUUCCCUGGCGUCACUCCCGAUGAUUCAGAUGGCAACAACAGAUGACCCGCGGCUGCGAGAUUACAAUGUCAUGCCUCGUUCCCGCCAGGAAAUGACGGGACAACCUUACCAUGACCGCACGCAAACCAGUUCGGCAGCAGAGCUCCUCAAUCAGGCUUCACAUACCGCCGAUUUUAACAAGAUGCUAAGCUCGCAGCGCACCUUCCGUCAGAAAGGUCUGGAUGAAUUUUACUCUAGGCCCCGUGAAGCUCCUGAAACAGAGCCUCAGUCCAGUACCGCUCUUGACUCGGGUUUGUCUGUGUCACAGCCAGUUCAAGUAUCCCAUAUCCCCACUGGUGGGAUGGCAAACCCUUCUCAUACCCAGCACGUGAUGGCUCAACAGCCUUCCAUGCAGGCUUCGAUGCACCAAAACGCUAUGAUGGGUGGACAACCAGGCUACCCGCAGACUCACCAAGCCGUUGGACAAUCUCCCCUCAGAGUUCCUCCGGGUAUGCAACCUGGCAUGAUGCACCAACGAUCCAACCCGUCCAUGGCUUCCGGUAUGGCUCAGCCUCCUCCUUAUGGGUAUCCAUCUCAGCAGCAGCAAAUGUGGGGACAGCCACCACCCCAACCGCAGCCAUCUCCGUUGCCCUCUUCCGGUCAUCAGGGUGUCGGCAUGUCUCAGUAUGGUCAACAAAUGGCCGGGGUUCCUCAGCAAACACCAUCUCCUCUUCAUACGCAGCAGCAGCACCACCAGUCUCCCCGGAACCAGCAGCGUCAAUCAAUACCGCAAAUGCCACAGUCAUUCCCUCAAAUGCAGCACGCACAACAGGCUCCGCCGCAGGGUAUGCAAGGCAUGGGCUAUCCUGGUGGCACACCAGCCGGUUAUCCAGGCAUGCAACGACCUAUGUACCCUUCAAAUCAGGCUCCGGGUGGCCAGCCCUUUAUGGCUGGAAAUCCUCAGCAGGCGGGUCUUGCAAUGGGCAUGGGAGGCGCCGGUAUGCCCGGAUGGGCUGGACCUGGUGGGCCGAUGCAACAAGCCGGACAGCCUCAGUCAGGCCAGUCUGGGAGCCCACUUGGCGGCGGAUGGGGUUACUAG
This is a messenger RNA of Penicillium arizonense, 2079 nucleotides long. Its product is annotated as putative nuclear localization protein. Bases 1 to 2079 code for a protein of 692 amino acids. Gene Ontology annotation, molecular function: chromatin DNA binding. The record is from RefSeq and is a predicted model, not a curated record. Lineage: Eukaryota; Fungi; Ascomycota; Eurotiomycetes; Eurotiales; Aspergillaceae. The transcript is spliced from 3 exons. Gene Ontology annotation, cellular component: nucleus.